UUUGGAUAUGAAAACCAGCAGUAGUUAAAUACAGACAAACCGAACUUCGAACGCAUAGGGCAUAGGGUAACUUAAUCUAGAAAAAAAAAAAAGAUUUGUAACAGUUAGUGUUACAAAUCAGCGGGUUUGUCAUAGACAAAAAUAAUAAAAGCAAAUGAGCUUUCUUCGGUACACAUUUUUUGGUGAUAUCAUUUGCUCUUUAAAUUCCAGAAAGAAAGAUAAUAAAGAUGAAGAUGAGUUAACUAAAGUUGAAUCUCAAAAUACAGCAAGAAACAAAGAGGAGGAUACAGAUGAAAAGGAUAUAAUUGUAUCGUGGAAUGGGGAAAAAGAUCCAGAAAAUCCCAAAAAUUGGCCGCUAGCAGUAAAGUCAUUAGUUACGUUACAAAUCUGCUUACUUACGUUCUCUGUAUAUAUCGGAUCUGCAAUUUUUACACCUGGUGAAUUCGAAAUGAUGCAGGUGAUGCACGUCGGGCAGGUUCCUAUCACUUUAGGAUUAACGAUGUUUGUUUGCGGUUAUGCUGUUGGGCCUUUACUUUUUUCUCCCCUUUCAGAAUUGCCCCAGGUGGGUCGAUUGAGGAUAUAUCUGGGGACACUAUUGGUAUUUAUUUGCCUUCAAAUUCCUACGGCUUUGGGAAACGGCUUGGGCGUACUGCUGCCCAUGCGAUUCUUUGCUGGCUUCUUUGGGUCACCUGCUUUAGCUACCGGAGGUGCCACUUUGGCUGACAUAUGGCAGCCAUGGCUUCUUCCAUAUUUUAUUUGCACAUGGUCAAUAGGAGCUGUCGCUGGUCCAGUCUUGGGUCCAUUACUUGGUGCUGCUAUGGUAGUAGCAAAAGAUUGGAGAUGGCAAUUUUGGUUUCUGAUGAUUCUUUGUGCUUUUAGUUUCCUUUUCUUGUUAUUUUUCAUGCCAGAGACUUCGGAAUCUUAUUUUCUCUACAGACGCGCAAAAAAGUUGAGAGAAGACAGAAAUGAUCCAAGAUAUACCACCGAGGGUGAAAUAUCAAAUCGUGAAACAACGCUCUCUCGGUUAGCUCUUGAAACUCUUUGGCGUCCUGUCCAACUCAGUAUUGCUGAACCAAUCGUUUUAUCAUUGAAUGUUUAUAUCGGUCUGAUUUAUGCCAUUCUUUAUCUGUGGUUUGAAGCAUUUCCAAUCACCUUUCAAGAAGUAUAUCAUUUUACAUUAGUGGAACUCGGACUCACGUAUAUGGGAUUCAUGGUGGGUGUUUUCAUUGCACUGGUAUUUUAUUGUCUCGCUCUUUACAAAUUUGCUAUGCCAAAGUAUAAGGCUACCAACGGCAAAUUACCGCCAGAAGAAUUACUAAAAUUUGAUUUUCCAGCAACCGUUUGCUUUCCUAUAUGCCUUUUCUGGUUUGGGUGGACUAGUCGUGCAUCUGUUCAUUGGAUGGCACCAAUCGCUAGUACUGUAUUCUAUUCCAUCGGUGCUUUUGUAAUGUUUCAGAGUACAUUCCAAUAUCUCGCUGCGUGCUACCCUAAUCAUGUUGCAUCUAUAUUUGCUGGAAACGAUUUGUUUCGGUCAGGAAUGGCUGCUGCAUUUCCCCUCUUUGCUAGAGCAAUGUUUCAUAAUACAGGACCCUCUUACGCACCAGUCGGUUGGGGGUGUACAAUUUUGGGUGUCAUAUCUUGUAUAAUGAUUCCAAUACCCUUUGUCUUGUACAAGUUAGGUACAAUCCUAAGGUCAAAAUCAAAAUUCGCGACUUCCGAAUAAUGAUACAUUAAAAGUUUAUGGUUUAUGUGAUGAGUAAAUAGACGUUAAUAGAUGUUAACUGUUUUAUGAACAAAAAGAAAAAAAAAAAAGAAAAAAAAAAAAAAAUGAUAGUAGAAAUUUCC
Messenger RNA from Schizosaccharomyces octosporus yFS286, 1845 nucleotides. Its product is annotated as spermine family transmembrane transporter Caf5. Lineage: Eukaryota; Fungi; Ascomycota; Schizosaccharomycetes; Schizosaccharomycetales; Schizosaccharomycetaceae. The transcript has a single exon. Gene Ontology annotation, molecular function: fluconazole transmembrane transporter activity. The record is from RefSeq and is a predicted model, not a curated record. Bases 155 to 1723 code for a protein of 522 amino acids. Gene Ontology annotation, biological process: xenobiotic detoxification by transmembrane export across the plasma membrane.